AUGCUGGUCUGGGAGAUCGACCCAAUGUUGAACGCGUCCUUUUGGGAAUCUGCAGGAAGAGACUGCAAACCCAGCCCCGCGUUUACCCACAAACUCCAUGAUUGCUCGAUUUUCUGCAUGCUGUCUCUUUCCAAAGAUGUAAUCCUCACAGGGUCCGACGAUGGCAUGCGAGCAUGGAAGGCAGAUUCUUUGCUCGGUGCCAAAGCUGUGCUGAUCGACAGCUUCGUGCAACCCCAGAUUUGCAUCGGGCGGGGGGCAACUCUGCCCGUGGCUGAGACCAACGGGCUCGCUCGGAACACCUCGGGGUCAACCUUCAUUUCUGCAGCAGGAGACUCGAAGGCGUAUGCGUGGGAUAGUGGGACGUUCAAGGUCAAGGCGACCUUCCAAGGACACGACAAGUACCUGCAUUGCGUGCAGUGCAAGGAUGAGAACCUUUUUGUGACGGGAGCCGAGGACGGGAAGGUGCUGCUGUGGGACCUGAGGGACUCCAAGAGGGCUGGGGAGCUCCUCCCCGUCUCCAACGGCCCGGGUGCCAGUCAGUUCGUGGGAGCGGUCGACGUUGAGAAGAGCAACUGGGUGGCGGCGGGAGGAGGAGGGAAAUGUGUCUGGUUGUGGCACCUCGGAAGCAGGAAGCUGGUCGCUGCCAUGCCUUCAUGCGGCGACGUGCAGGCCGUGACGUUUUGUGGGGAUAAGAUCAUCAGUGCAGGCGCCGAGCCAGCCAUGUACAUCUGGUCGCGGUCGGGGACGCUGGCCAGCCGUGUCAAGACCGACGAGCCCUCGAUGUACGGCAUUGCACACAGGCCUGUCGACCUUCAAUCUCCUCCUGACUCAUUGGACUCCCGCAUCGUUGCAACUUUCGGGACUCAGGACUCUGUGAGCAUUCACUACCGUGGGGGAGCAGACUUCGGGUUCAAGUUGUCCACCCACGUAGGAUGA
Molecule: messenger RNA, 936 nt
Organism: Guillardia theta CCMP2712
Lineage: Eukaryota; Cryptophyceae; Pyrenomonadales; Geminigeraceae
Exons: 10
Coding region: 1-936 (311 amino acids)
Biological process (GO): mRNA export from nucleus
Cellular component (GO): transcription export complex; THO complex
Molecular function (GO): protein binding
Source: RefSeq, a predicted model, not a curated record